AUGGCCGAAGCAAUCGGUCUCGCGACAAGCGUGAUCGCCGUCGCCGAAGUCACCGGCAAGGCCAUAGGCCUCACUCUCAAAAUUAAAUCGCUCUGGCGCGAAGUCAAGAACGUCCCAACAGUUCUUCUCGAAAAGGCCGAAGAGCUCCAAGAUCUCGACGAUUAUCUCAAAGAUGCCGAAGCUCAGACUGCGAGCAGUCCUAUAUCUAAAUCGAUAAUCAACGAUGAGAUUAUGCAAAAGUCGCUCCGGCGAGCCCGCGCCGCGUUGGUAGACAUACAAAAUACAAUCGAUGACCUCAGUCUUCAGAUGUCUGAUCCGCGGAAGCACCGACGCAAAUUGACUGCUGCAAGGUUUCUCUUACAGAAAGAUACAAUAGAAGACAUGGAACGAAAGCUCGACCGAGCUUUGGAACUUUUCAAGGUGGCUCAAGGAACCUAUUGCACACCAGUUGUUGCCAACAUAGCUGGCAAGGACAACCUUGAUAUGUCUCAAGGCACAACCGCGAUUGGAAGGUUUCGUCUUGGGUUUGGAGACGACGUCUUCCGGAUUUCACUCAGAUCACCCAGUUGGCUCGGCAGCAAAGUGUACUCCGCCAUGUGCCACAAGAGCAUGGUUGGGUGGCAAAUCAAUCUUACAACCUACGUGGUAAUCAACUCGUUCCGCGGUAUUGAAGACGCCGUGAAGUCCGAUGAUCCACAGGCUCUCAUGAAACAUCUGCGAUCAACAUCACUGACACCCUUGGUUGAAGACGAAAAGGGGCAAAACUUGUUAUAUCUUUGCGCCGAAAACCGAUGGCUUAAUAUUGCGAAAUGGCUUCUUACCUUUGGGUUGUUUUCUGGUUCUUACAGCAGCGAAGAGAAUGAUUGUUUAGAGUUCGUAUUAAGAAAGUAUCAUUCUACGGACGCGAAUAUGCUGACUUAUUGCAGGGACUCGCGAUCAAGAAGCCUCAUCUUUGAGGCUGCCAAUAAGUUGUGGCAUCCUCCAGACUCGCAUACUCCAUCCGACUUGAUUACACUGUUCGCUUCACACGCGGCGGAUGGAGAAACUGGUGUAUCAGUGGAGUGGAUGGGGUUCAUCGCAGGCCUUACAGACUUUGGUAAUUUUACCAGGCUACUUCAUUCCAAGUCGCCGGCGUCCAAUCCAAAAUGGUUUUACUUUGAAUCGAGACUUCGCUUUACGUAUAGCGGAAUACGUGGCUCUGUUUGGACAUUGAGGCAACUUACUGCUGUCCUUCCGGAGCUCAAAAGCCCCACAAGAGAGCUCGUGGUGUCCUGGCGGCUCGCAGGGAGGAAAUAUCUCAUACCGAGCCUCGUUGCAUCGGGGAUCGGGGCACGGGCUGCUCGAGCCCCCCGUGGUUAUCCUGCCCGUUCACAUUCUGUUAACGAAUAUGCGCGUCUAGCCGGCCAGAUCAUCGCACUGGAUCCCGAAAGCCUCAUACAAGCUGCGACCACACGCCACAGAGCAUCGAGUGCGCUGCACAUGCUGAUGAGAACGCUGCUUAGCAACUUCCAGCCAUGCUCGACAGACCAAGCGGACCACAUCAUACAAUCGACUUUACAAGUCUGGGUGAAGAUGCUGCAUGGCAACAAGGUGAAUCUGCUACAACAUGGUCGUCAGUCGCGAACGACCUACACCGUGCCAAGACGUCAUGUGCUUCCUGGAUGGUCGUUUCGGUUGCUUCAGAACCCCAGCGAGCCGCGUAAGCGCAAUAAGAAACGUAAUCGAGAGUAUCGAAUCGAAUAUAUUGGCAUCAGUUACGGUCCCUUGCCAGAACAUUGGAGAGUAUGGUGGACGGUAGACUUUGAGUGUUAUGCGGGUGAGUUUUGGAGAAUGCUCGAGGAUUCUGGGAUCAAAAUUCCAGGAAGCUGGGUGGAUGACACAGAUUUCGGCGAUAAAUCGACCAAGCUUGUGCCAUCAUGGGCGCAUGAAGGAACUGGUCCGUUGAUUUGGUCUGAGUAUCGCAAGAUUAGGCCGCCUAUAUAA
Colletotrichum costaricense is the source of this 1983-nucleotide messenger RNA. RefSeq lists its product as uncharacterized. The transcript is spliced from 3 exons. The record is from RefSeq and is a predicted model, not a curated record. Lineage: Eukaryota; Fungi; Ascomycota; Sordariomycetes; Glomerellales; Glomerellaceae. Bases 1 to 1983 code for a protein of 660 amino acids.